Molecule: messenger RNA, 3199 nt
Organism: Dicentrarchus labrax (European seabass)
Lineage: Eukaryota; Metazoa; Chordata; Actinopteri; Moronidae
Gene: pecam1b
Product: platelet and endothelial cell adhesion molecule 1b
Exons: 10
Coding region: 172-2067 (631 amino acids)
Biological process (GO): cell surface receptor signaling pathway
Molecular function (GO): transmembrane signaling receptor activity
Source: RefSeq, a predicted model, not a curated record
ACUGCUGGCUGACCACUGAGUGGCUGAGGUAGAGCACCACCUUAGUGUCCGCUCCCACCCACCAGUAUCAGAUCUGCCCCCCACACACUGCCCAUCAACUGCCAUAGUCACAAGUCUGUUAACCUCCAGGACAGCCAGCAGCGUUGGGAGCCUCAGUGUCCCUCAGACAGGAUGACCAUCCUUCUACUGCUCACCUCCACACUCCUGUCCAGCUACUUCCAUCCAUGGGGAGUGGUGAACGCACAGUCAUUUACGAUAAGAAACAUCACCCUGUCCAUCGAGCCCAGUACUGAUGUGACACGGGACACCAAUGUGACUCUGAGAUGCCAGGCCCUCGUCAGCAUCUCGGGGCAGGCGGUGCUGAGUCGUGAGUACACUAUAUACAAAGACAGCAACGUUGUCUACACCAAGACCUCCAGCACCCCAGAGGAUCUACUGUACCUACUGCCCGAGGCCAGAGUCUUCAACACUGGCAAAUAUAAGUGCACGGUUAAAAUUGAGAGCAGAGAGAUGAGCAGCGACGUCAAGAAACUCACAGUAACAGGCCUGUCAAAACCAGUUCUCCACCUUAACAAGGGUGUGGUCAUUGAAGGGGAGGAGGUAACGGCCAGGUGUACGGCGCCUGGUGAGACAGGCUCCAUUUUCUUCUACUUCUUCAAGGACUCCAAAGAGUUCCAGGACAAGCACACCAGUUCCAACCAGGCAGAGAUCAAGCUUCACUUCAGCAGUGUUGGCGUCCACAAAAUUCACUGUUCCUAUACUGUCCUCGUAACGCCAGAGUCCUUUAAGUCUGAGGACAGCAACAAUGUCACUGUUUCAGUCAAAGAGCUGCCCAUCACAGCAGUUUUGGAGAUUGGCCCUCAGUACAAAAUCUAUGAAGGAGACCAACUCGACAUCUCGUGUUCCAUCAGCAACCUUCUGCACAACUCUGAAAGUUUCCAUCUCUACCUGAGCCAGGGGGACAGCCUUCUUAGCAGUGGAAACAAAACCACAACACUUAAACACGUCAUGGUUGCAAAGGCAAUUGAUCCUGGGGAGUUUGAGUGCAAAUUAGAGAUUGGAAAUAUAGUGAAAGUUGCCACAAAGAUACUUUCAGUGACUGAACUGUUUUCAGCACCUACUAUCACCAUAUCUCCAGCUGAAGUCUUUCAAAGGGAAAUUAUGAAAAUAACCUGCAGAUGUGAGCGAUAUGCCUCUGAAAGACUCACCAAGGAAGAUGUGACUUACACUCUUGAUCCACCACAAAGCUCGCUGAACCCCGGGGGCAAUGGAGUAUUUUCUGGCAGGGCCCUACAUUUUGAAUUCAACUAUACCUGUGUUGCUGAAGCCAAGGGCAUUAAGAAACACAGUGAAGCUCUGACUGUACGUCCUAAAGUUUAUGUCUCCGUGCCAAGGAUCUCUGUGGAUGGCAGGGCAGUUCUAGGAAAGCCCUUCAAGAUCCUCUGUCAGUCAGACAUUGGCAGCCUGCCGAUAAACUACACCCUGUUCAAGGAUUAUAAACCACUGAGCACAACCAGCAUCAAGCUGUCCUCUCAACAAGCUAUCUUUACAGUCACCAUCACCAAGCCUGAAGAAAUAAACAAGUUCAUGUGUGAGGCAAAGAACAGUCACAGGGAGGGCGGGCUCAGUAAAAAUCUCAUCACUGCUGUCAUAGAGCCUCUGUCGGACCCGACUGUGACCGUCCUCCCCAGCUUAGAAAACCUUUAUGAGGGAGGUUAUCUCGACCUCUUAUGUAGUAUAAGAGGAACUCCGCCGGUCACCUUUAAGUGGUACCGUGAAGGCCGUGAACAGCCACUUAGUACUACCACCUCCAACCAGAACUACACAAAACACAACAUCCCCUUGUUGUCUAAGGAAUCCAGCGGAAGAUACUACUGCGAGGCAUUCAACCACGCCAACAACGUCCGCAGUGACAAUGUCGACAUAGUGGUGCAACUGGCGCAAUGGAAGAAAGGUGUGAUCGUGGGGUUCUGUCUACUGGUGGUGUCGGUGUUGGUGGUGUUGUGUGUGCUGUGCUUCAGAUCCAAAAGAGAAAGCCUCCGAGCCCUAAAUCAGAUGACUCUUUAACAGUGAAUCUAACCUACGACACAGAGGUUUAUAACGCAGCCUCAGGUAGCUUGGUUUUACUAGUUUUCUAUGUACCACUGACUGUACUCAUUAGUCAUCAUCUUAACAGCCAUUAGUCAUUUAUCUUGCCUCAACAGUCAUGGCAUGGUUCCACAGCAAUCCAUUUUCAUCCCAUGAUUCAUGUUCUAAUAUGCAUGCAGGGCUCAUUUUGUGGUGACCUGGCUAACUUUGUUUAUGUAACAGUGUAUGUUGCUUUCCAGUUGUAGAUAUCCUGUUUAAGUUUAUAUGCACGCACAACAUAUGUACAUUUGAACGUAUUGUCUUCGUCUGUCUCUGACUUUUUGCAUGCACAUUGUGUUUGUGUCUAAGUCUGUAGUGCAGAGGCAGGAAAAAUAGGAUGUUGUUAGGAUAUAGUUGAUGUAGGAAGUAAACUCUGAGGUACAAGCUGUGCUUACGCAGGAAGAAGAUGCUUAAGUAGUUCAAUCAUCGUGACAUUGAUUGUCAAUUGUUGCAAAAUGCUUAGAGCGCCCAUUAUCAUCUUCUUCCAGACGCAGCGCCUCUCUAUGAUGGCACAGAGGGGAGAGUGACCAAUGGGGUGAGAGAUAGCGUGGCGUCGCUUCCCGCUGACUUCAGCAACAGGAGCAGCUACAGUAUCCCAGCCACAGUGUAGAGAUGCCCUACAGUGGGCGGGACUUUCAAUUCAAAUUUUUUUAAACUUUCAAAGAAAAGGAAGCUCUGAGAGAGGACUUUCAGAGCAGUAAUCCUGUUUAUGAUGCCAAGUGUUGUAGGAUUUGGACAUUUUCUGAUGAAUUUUCGGUGACAAGGAGGGGCGUGUUAUGAGAAACCAGGACCCGCUGCUCCCUCUCCCCUCCUCCUGCAAUCUAGAUGGCCUCUGAUUUUAUACCUAACAUUACUGUCUUUGUCCUUUGUUUCUUCAUUCGCCAUGUCCGUGUGAAUUGCUGUCCUUUAUUGUUGCAACGGCUCUAUUUGUCUGCUGUGCAUGUUUUAAUGGGCUGGGUGAUCUGUAUAUACAUUUAAUCACUAUCACGAGAAAUGUGUGUAUAUAUUUUUGGUUGAUCCUUUGACUGAUUGGAAGAGAAACAUAGAAUAAAGAUAUUGGUUUUAUUUAGAA